AUGGCUGAGGCGGAGCUGUUGGUGCCAUUGGCAGAGCUGUUGAUGCCUCAUCUGCCAAUUGCGGAGCUGUUUCGAAGUUUUCCUUCCCCCAAAGGAUGGGGUGGAAAUUACUUGGAACCGGAUUUGGCGGCCUAUGGUGUGUUGAAGGAUGAGAAUGCUGCACUGUUUGUGGAAUAUGGUGGAUACUGGAGGCAUGGGAAAAGGGAAGGUCUGAAGAUGGAUCAAAAGAAGAACAAAGCCCUGCUGAUGUAUGCCCCAAAAGGAUCCUAUGUGAUUCGCAUCAGCCAUACCAUCAGCAGACCGUUGCGGGAUAACGUUCUCUGGGUCAAAGCAGCCACUUGGCGUUCAGGGUGCCCAAAGCAGUCGUCCAAGAUUUACCAACACAUUCUCAGGCAAGCGAUAAAUCAACUGAAAGGGAGUCUGAAUCAUGACAUCAAGGAACGCUUGAGGUUGUGUGCAGAGAAGGCUAUGGUGGUACCAUCCACCUCUUCGCUUGAUUUCAUCAACGCAGCCAUAGCUGCCGGUAAUAGAAACACGAUGGAUGAGAUAGCCUUGUUCCUAGAAACGGGAGGAUUUGAUAAAAAGGAUAUUGAUUUGAUGCUUGAAAAGGCUCUUGUGCGUAGAACGUCUGUUGAAAAAAGACUUGCACCCGCACUGCUUUGGUUCUUGGACUUAGGGCUGACAAAGAGUCAAAUCGCAAAGGCAGUGUCCACUUGUCCUCAAGUUCUUGGAUAUAGCAUCGAUCAGAACCUGAAACCCACUGUGCAGUGGUUCUUGGACUUAGGGCUGACAGAGAGUCAAAUCGCAAAGGCAGCGUCCACUUGCCCUCAAAUUCUUGGCUAUAGCAUCGAGCAGAACUUGAAACCGACUGUGCAGUGGUUCUUGGACUUAGGGCUGACAAAGAGUCAAAUCGCAAAGGCAGUGUCCACUUGUCCUUAUAUUCUUGGCUAUAGCAUCGAGCAGAACUUGAAACCGACUGUGCAGUGGUUCUUGGAUUUAGGGCUGACGAAGAGCCAAGUUGCCAAGGCAGUGUCCACUUGUCCUCAAAUUCUUGGACUUAGCAUCGAUCAGAACUUGAAACCAACUGUGCAGUGGUUCUUGGACUUAGGGCUGACAAAGAGUCGAAUUGCUAAGGCAGCGGCCACUUUUCCCCAAAUUCUUGGCUACAGCAUCGAGCAGAAUUUGAAACCUACUGUGCAAUGGCUUUUGGACUUAGGUCUGACAAAGAGUCAAGUUGCAAAGGCAGUGUCCACUUGUCCUCAAAUUCUUGGAUUUAGCAUCGAUCAGAACUUGAAACCAACUGUGCAAUGUCUUUUGGGCUUAGGGCUGACGAAGACGCAGGUUGUGAAGGCAGCGGCCACUUUCCCCCAAAUUCUUGGACUUAGCAUCGAUCAUAACUUGAAACCCACUGUGCAAUGGUUCUUGGACUUUGGUCUGACAAAGAGUCAAGUUGCAAAGGCAGUAUCCACUUGUCCUCAAAUUCUUGGCCUUAGCAUCGAGCAGAACUUGAAACCCACUGUGCAGUGGUUCUUGGAUUUAGGGCUGACGAAGAGCCAAGUUGCAAAGGCGGUGUCCACUUGUCCUCAAAUUCUUGGCUACAGCAUUGCCAAAAACUUGAAAGCCAAGAUGUUGGUGCUGAAUGGAUUCCUCGGAGCGAACAGAUCCGCACAUUUGGUAGCCAAAUGGCCACAACUUCUGGGUUACAGCUAUCGUCGGCUUACAACUCGGCUGCAGAUCCUCGCAGAGCAGGACAAGACAGACAAGCUUACAACUGCCAUGUCCCUCACUGAAGUCGGUGGAGUGGGCAUCUUGGCCUGGAAUUAUCGCACGCGCAUCUACCUGUCCAUCGUGAAGGACCUGGGAUUGGAGGGACAUCCUGGUGAAGCGACCUUUCCGAACAUCAUGCAGAUCUCAGGUCCCAGGGUGGAGCCGAAACACGUGAUCUGCGCGGCCAUUGAACAUACCAUCCCGGAGCGUGGCGUGAAGGUGAGUGCUGGUGGCUUGGGAAAGGUCUUGGAUCAGAUGCUCAGGGAACAUCCUCAGUGCACCUUGAGCUUGGUGCAUCCCAUGUUCGGCGAUGUGGACUAUGGCGAGCUGGAGGACUUUGACGAAAUUCGCUGCGUGGUGGAUGGCAAGGAGCAGACGAUCCAGGUCUAUACCAUGCAGAGCGAGCUGAAUGGCAUCAAGCGCGUGUGGUACAUCCUGAGCCGGAUUGAGAGAUCCACCCGUGACUUUUGGGACCCAGUUACUAACGCCCCAUCGGCCGUGGCGGCCAUGGAGCCUGCGAGCAAACGGCCCAGAGAAGGGGAGGCCGACGAGGACGAACACGAAGUCUUUACGGAGAAGGUGAAGACGGCGCCGUAUCCGCCGUCCAUGACCAAAGUCAGGACUUUGCGUUACUUCUCCUUGUGGAACCAGGCGACGGCUGCGUUGAUUCGGAAGUUGAAACCCGACAUCUACCACUGCAUGGAUUACCAUGCCGCGUUGGCUCCGUUAUAUCUGGAGGAGAGUGAACAAAUCCCCAUCAUUUUGGUCCUACACAAUGCCGACUACAUGGGAGUGGUAGAGACAGACUUCAUCAGCGAUCGUUUCUGGAAGACGGUGACGCAGCUGAGACGUCUCAGCUUAAUCCUGAACCUCAAGGUGGCGACCAUCAGAAAGUACUGCAUGUUUGAGGGUCGCUUCAACAUGCUGAAGGCAGGCGUCACCUACAUCAAGCAGACGCAGGCGGGCUACGGCAUUUGCGCGGUCUCCGAGAACUAUGCCGUGGAGCUGAAGCGUGAGCGCACCUUGUUCGCCGGUCUGCCUUAUCUCAUCAGCUUGGACAACGCCACCGAUCCCGCGGACAUCCAAACGAGCAUCGAGAAGCUCCGCGCGCUGCGCUUCGAGGCCAAGGGCCAGCUGCAACGGCACUGCGGUUUGGAUGAGGACCCGGGUGCGAAGAUCUUGAUUUUCAUCGGGCGCUGGGUGAAACAGAAGGGUGUGGACCACAUCGCCAUGUUGACACCCGCCUUCCUUCGGAGUCACCCAGAGGUGCAAAUCAUCUUGGCUGGGCCGCCGGACGAUGCCUGCGGCCUCUAUGCCGGCACGCUGCUGGAUCAGCUGGGAGAUGAGUUCAAGGGCCGCCUCUUCGUCUGUACCAAGUUCUUCAGGCUCCCCGAGGAGCUCCGCCGGGGUGCGCACCUCUGCUUCACGCCCUCGUGUGACGUGGCGUCAACCGAGGCGGUUUACCGUGGAAAACGUGCAUUUCGGAACCGAGGUUCCGAGCCCUUCGGCUACGUGGACGUGGAGUUCGGCCUGCUGGGGGUGCCCUCGGUGGGGGCCGCCAUUGGUGGUCUCGGAAAAAUGCCAGGCGUCUACUUCCGGCAGCAGAACAGUGAUGACUCGAAGAGUUUGAUCGACAGCUUCUUUUGUUCUGUGGACCAUGCGCUGAAUCUGCCUGACACGGAGUAUUGGGAGAUGGCGCUGAAUGCCACCAAGGCGGACUUCCCCUUCGACACCUGGAGGGCCAACCUCUCAGGUUCUUACUCCAAGGCCAUCACAAACUUCAAAUCCUUCGCGGGGGAGGGCAAUCUCCUCUUUGACGCACAGCAACACGCAGAUGCUGGAACCCGCGAAGUGCUGAACGAAGCCAUGGCGCCGCGGAAGGCCACGGUGCUGCGACGGAUGAGUUCCACCGCGCAGGAAGCGAUCUUCCAGGGUCAAAUGAAGGGCAAGGUGAAGGAUGCGGAGCAACUGCAGAGUCAGAUCUGCCAGGCCGACCAACGGCUGACGGAGCGCAGCCACAUGACGCAGUGGCUGAUGAAGCCCUUCGCGCGGGGCCUCUGUCUGCGCAUCCACGUGGCGCCUCGGUGGAUGGUCGGUGGCGGUUGGGGGGAAGGUACCCGGCCUGGUAAACUGGUUGGUGGUGACUGGAACAUGACUGGAUGA
Cladocopium goreaui is the source of this 3930-nucleotide messenger RNA. The record is from the annotation of a GenBank genome assembly. NCBI's taxonomy places the organism in Eukaryota, Dinophyceae, Suessiales, Symbiodiniaceae.